Messenger RNA from Tachyglossus aculeatus (Australian echidna), 1334 nucleotides. It is a transcript of the gene CDK5R1, whose product is annotated as cyclin dependent kinase 5 regulatory subunit 1. The coding region runs from base 337 to 1314 and encodes 325 amino acids. Gene Ontology annotation, cellular component: protein kinase 5 complex; cytoplasm. The transcript has a single exon. The record is from RefSeq and is a predicted model, not a curated record. Gene Ontology annotation, biological process: activation of protein kinase activity; positive regulation of cyclin-dependent protein serine/threonine kinase activity; brain development. Gene Ontology annotation, molecular function: protein kinase binding; cyclin-dependent protein serine/threonine kinase activator activity. NCBI's taxonomy places the organism in Eukaryota, Metazoa, Chordata, Mammalia, Monotremata, Tachyglossidae.
CGGCCCCAAACCGCGCCGACCGGGAGCGAGGGAGCCGGCGGCCGCAGUGCGGCGGGGGCCCGGCGCCCCACCCGGUAAGUCCCCAUCGCAUCGGGGGGGAAGCCCGGACUCCGCCGCGCUUAGCACAGCGCCCUGCACACCGGGAGCGCUCCGUCAAUCCGACCGACCGACCGACCGGGGACCGUCGGGGCCGGCGUCGUCCCUUCCCUCCCUCCCUUUCUCGUCCCUCCCGCAGCCGAGGUCAGAGGUGACACCGGGUGACCGUCGUCGUCGUCUAAGUCGUCUUCGUCGUCGUCGUGACCGUCGCCGCCGCCCCGGCCGGUCCCUCCGGGCACCAUGGGCACCGUCCUGUCCCUGUCGCCCAGCUACCGGAAAGCCCCGCUGCUGGAGGACGGGGCGGCCCCGGCGGGCGGCCACUACACCGCCGUGCAGAACAGCAAGAACGCCAAGGACAAGGCCCUGAAGCGGCCCUCGCUCAUCUCCGUGCUGCCCUGGAAGCGGAUCGUGGCCGCCUCGGCCAAGAAGAAGGCCUCCAAGAAGGCGGCGCCGCCGCCGCACGCGGCCUACCACCACCACCACCACCACCCGCACCACCCGCCGCCGCCGCCGCCGCCGCCCGACGUCGCCCACCUCAACCAUGACAACCUGAAGAAGUCCCUGUCGUGCGCCAACCUGUCGGCGGCCUUCGCCCCUCCGGCCCCGCCGCCCCCGCCGCCCCCGCCGGCCUCCUCGUCGCGGGCCUCGUCGCGGGCCUCCUCGCAGGCCUCGCCGCCGGCCUCGGCCGGCCGGGCCCCGGCCUCGACGCCCAAGAGGGUGGUGGUCCAGGCGUCCACCAGCGAGCUGCUGCGCUGCCUGGGCGAGUUCCUCUGCCGCCGCUGCUUCCGCCUGAAGCACCUGUCCCCCACGGACCCCGUCCUCUGGCUGCGCAGCGUCGACCGGGCCCUGCUGCUGCAGGGCUGGCAGGACCAGGGCUUCGUCACCCCCGCCAACGUGGUCUUCCUCUACAUGCUCUGCCGGGACGUGGUCUCCUCCGAGCUGGCCGCCGACCACGAGCUGCAGGCCGUCCUGCUCACCUGCCUCUAUCUCUCCUACUCCUACAUGGGCAACGAGAUCUCCUACCCGCUCAAGCCCUUCCUGGUGGAGACCUGCAAGGAGGCCUUCUGGGACCGCUGCCUCUCCAUCAUCCACCUCAUGAGCCCCAAGAUGCUGCAGAUCAACGCCGACCCGCACUACUUCACCCAGGUCUUCGCCGACCUGAAGAACGAGUGCCACCGGGAGGACAGGAACAAGCUCCUCACCGGCCUGGACCGGUGAACUCUGACCCCGCCCCGCCC